UCCCUGCGCGGCCUCCGCGGCGGCGGCGGCGGCAGCGGCCCCUUUAAACCGCCCGCCCCGCGCCCCCGCCCGCCGCCCGCCGCCCGCGCCUCCAUUUUCCCGGCCCCGCCGCCCGCGCUGCCCGCGGCCCCGCCGCCGGACAUGGCCGCCAACAUGUACAGGGUCGGAGACUACGUCUACUUCGAGAACUCCUCCAGCAACCCCUACCUGAUCCGGAGGAUUGAGGAGCUCAACAAGACGGCCAACGGGAACGUGGAGGCCAAGGUGGUGUGCUUCUACCGGCGGCGGGACAUCUCCAGCACCCUCAUCGCGCUGGCGGACAAGCAUGCCACCCUGUCUGUCUGCUACAAACCCGGGUCCGGGGCCGACGGCGAGGAAGGGGAGAUGGAGGAGGAGAUGGAGAACCCCGAGAUGGUGGACCUGCCCGAGAAGCUCCGGCACCAGCUGCGGCACCGGGAGCUGUUCCUCUCGCGGCAGCUGGAGUCGCUGCCCGCCACCCACAUCAGGGGGAAGUGCAGCGUCACUCUGCUCAACGAGACCGAGUCGCUCAAGUCCUACCUGGAGCGGGAGGACUUCUUCUUCUACUCACUCGUCUACGACCCGCAGCAGAAGACCCUGCUGGCGGACCGGGGGGAGAUCCGCGUGGGCAGCCGGUACCAGGCGGACGUCACGGACCUGCUGAGGGAAGGUGAGGAGGACGGCCGCGACCAGUCCCAGCUGGAGACCAAGGUGUGGGAGGCCCACAACCCGCUCGUGGACAAGCAGAUCGACCAGUUCCUGGUGGUGGCCCGCUCCGUGGGCACCUUCGCCCGGGCCCUCGACUGCAGCAGCUCCGUCCGGCAGCCCAGCCUGCACAUGAGCGCCGCGGCCGCCUCUCGGGACAUCACCCUGUUCCACGCCAUGGACACGCUGCACAGGAGCGUGUACGACGUCGCCAAGGCGAUCUCGGCGCUGGUGCCGCAGGGCGGGCCCGUGCUGUGCCGGGACGAGAUGGAGGAGUGGUCGGCCUCGGAGGCCAGCCUGUUCGAGGAGGCCCUGGAGAAGUACGGCAAGGACUUCACGGACAUCCAGCAGGACUUUCUGCCCUGGAAGUCACUUACCAGCAUCAUCGAGUAUUACUACAUGUGGAAGACCACCGACAGAUACGUGCAGCAGAAACGCUUGAAAGCCGCUGAAGCAGAGAGCAAGUUAAAGCAAGUCUAUAUCCCCAACUAUAACAAGCCAAACCCGAACCAGAUCAGCGUGAGCAGCGUCAAGGCGGGCGUGGUGAACGGCGCGGGGGCUCCAGGCCAGACCCCCGGGGCCGGCCGGGCCUGCGAGAGCUGUUACACCACCCAGUCUUACCAGUGGUAUUCUUGGGGUCCCCCUAACAUGCAGUGUCGCCUCUGCGCGUCUUGCUGGACGUAUUGGAAGAAAUAUGGUGGCUUGAAAAUGCCAACCCGCCUAGAUGGAGAGAGGCCAGGACCAAACCGCAGUAACAUGAGCCCCCACGGCAUCCCAGCCCGGAGCAGCGGGAGCCCCAAGUUCGCCAUGAAGACGCGGCAGGCCUUCUACCUGCACACCACCAAGCUCACACGCAUCGCCCGGCGCCUGUGCCGAGAGAUCCUGCGCCCCUGGCACGCCGCCCGGCACCCCUGCCUGCCCAUCAACAGCGCAGCCAUCAAGGCCGAGUGCACGGCCCGGCUGCCUGAAGCCUCGCAGAGCCCGCUGGUGCUGAAGCAGGCUGCGCGGAAGCCCCUGGAAGCCGUGCUUCGGUAUCUCGAGACCCACCCCCGCCCCCCCAAGCCCGACCCUGGGAAGAGCGUGUCCGGGGUGCUCGGCGGCCUCACCCCCGCCAAGUCGGCCCCCGUCAUCAACAACGGCUCGCCCACCAUCCUGGGCAAGAGGAGCUACGAGCAGCACAACGGCGUGGACGGCAACAUGAAGAAGCGCCUCUUGAUGCCCAGUAGGGGCCUGACGAACCACGGACAGACCAGGCACAUGGGACCAAGCCGGAACCUCCUGCUCAAUGGGAAGCCGUACCCCACCAAAGUGCGCCUCAUCCGAGGGGGCUCCCUGCCCCCCGUGAAGCGGCGGCGGAUGAACUGGAUCGACGCCCCUGACGACGUGUUCUACAUGGCCACCGAGGAGACCAGGAAAAUCCGCAAGCUGCUCUCGUCCUCGGAGACCAAGCGAGCCGCCCGCAGGCCCUACAAGCCCAUCGCCUUGCGCCAGAGCCAGGCCCUGCCGCUGCGGCCGCCCCCGCCCGCGCCCGUUAACGACGAGCCCAUCGUCAUUGAGGACUAGCCGCCACGGCCCGCCCUGCCCGGCGCCCACCACGGCCCGCCCCGCCCGGCGCCCACCACGGCCCGCCCCGCCUGCGCCCACCGCCCGCCCGGUUUUGGUAGUGCCCUCCCGCCCUCGCCCGCAGAGAAGCUGCCCGGCCCGCGGGCAGGCGUGGCCGGCGUCGGAAGCGGGAGCUGUUCUUAGCUUUGUGUUCCUUUUCUGGCCAGAGGAGCGAGGAGCCGCCGGCGCCGUACCACACGUGCGCUCACGGCGGCCGGAGUCGUGUUGUGUUCUGUUGAAGGUGCCAUUUUAAAUUUUAUUUUUAUUACUUUUUUUGUAGAUGAACUUAAGCUCUGUACCUUACGCCCGGAACGCCAGGGCCGGCGCAGCCGGCGGCCGAGCUGCCUGGCGGGUCGUCCCUUGUCUUUUCAAGUAAUUUUCAUAUUAAAAAAAACAAAGGAAAAAAAACUCAUAAAAAAGAAAAAAACAA
This is a messenger RNA of Eptesicus fuscus (big brown bat), 2755 nucleotides long. It is a transcript of the gene MTA1, whose product is annotated as metastasis associated 1. Gene Ontology annotation, biological process: response to ionizing radiation; double-strand break repair; negative regulation of transcription by RNA polymerase II. Gene Ontology annotation, molecular function: sequence-specific DNA binding; histone deacetylase binding; chromatin binding. The transcript is spliced from 21 exons. The coding region runs from base 142 to 2286 and encodes 714 amino acids. Gene Ontology annotation, cellular component: nucleoplasm; NuRD complex. Lineage: Eukaryota; Metazoa; Chordata; Mammalia; Chiroptera; Vespertilionidae. The record is from RefSeq and is a predicted model, not a curated record.